This is a messenger RNA of Mycosarcoma maydis (corn smut), 537 nucleotides long. Its product is annotated as putative ferredoxin. Gene Ontology annotation, biological process: P450-containing electron transport chain; positive regulation of oxidoreductase activity. The transcript is spliced from 2 exons. The record is from RefSeq and is a predicted model, not a curated record. Bases 1 to 537 code for a protein of 178 amino acids. NCBI's taxonomy places the organism in Eukaryota, Fungi, Basidiomycota, Ustilaginomycetes, Ustilaginales. Gene Ontology annotation, cellular component: mitochondrion. Gene Ontology annotation, molecular function: 2 iron, 2 sulfur cluster binding.
AUGGCAGCCACGACCUUGACACGGACGGCUUUGACAGCGGCGACACGAUGCAUCGUGCGUCGUUCUGCGCCUAAUUUGCCACGCAUUGUCGCCCGCUCAUCUAUCUCUCCACUGGCACGAACUUUUUCCAGCACCGUUGGGAUCCAACAUGGCGGGAUCACACGUCCGCCACCUGGCAGCGGCAUCACGAUUCAUUUCGUCGAUCCAAAAGGAGAACCCUUGAAAACAGUGAGCGCAAAUGAAGGCGAUGACCUGCUCAGCAUCGCGCACGAAUACGAUAUCGACCUCGAAGGUGCUUGUGAAGGCUCGAUAGCCUGUUCCACAUGCCAUGUCAUCUUGGAACCGGAUGUGUUCGAUUCAUUGGAAGAACCGUGCGAUGACGAGAACGACAUGUUGGAUCUGGCAUUUGGGCUGACAGAUACUAGCAGGCUCGGCUGCCAGGUUAAGGUGACUAAGCAACAGGACGGAAUGAAGGUCCAGUUACCCGCAGCUACAAGGAAUAUGUACGUCGACGGUCAUAAAGCCGGUCAUCACUAA